Symbiodinium sp. CCMP2592 is the source of this 3726-nucleotide messenger RNA. The record is from the annotation of a GenBank genome assembly. Lineage: Eukaryota; Dinophyceae; Suessiales; Symbiodiniaceae.
AUGGCGGGAGAAGGGCAAACAGGAGAGCAGCUCCUGAUGAGGCUGCUGCAGACGCAGCAGGAGCAGAUGGGACAACUCCAGAGACUGCUAGAGCAGAACCAGAGGCCACGCGGAACCGUGGUGGAUACAAAGGCUAUUGGCCGACCUGAGAAAUUGGGAGGAACACUGGAGGAAGCCUCGCGUGCAUGGCGCCAGUGGAACUACCGGCUGGAGCUUUGGCUCACGAGCCAGUUUCCGGAAACCCGGGCAAUCCUGACUUGGGCUCGGACCCAAGAUGAGGAAAUCGCCGUUGCCAGGCUGAGGGAACAGCUGGUGGAUGGAGUGACUACGGAAAAGGUUCAGGAGUUCAAUAGACAACUGGAGGUAGUCCUGGGUACUUUGACUAUGGACACCCCAGGGGAUAUCACGAUGAACUCGAGCGCAGGAUCCGGACUGGACAUGUACCGGCGGCUCCAUGGGAGAUUGGAUCCGACUGACAUGGUCACGAGCUUUAGGUGGUUGCGGCAGCUCAUGUCGACGAAGCCAGUUGCAGAAGUGAGCGACUUGAUCGCUGCAGUGGAGAGAUGGGAGGACCAGCAUCGGAGGUAUGCUGCCCGUCGGGACUGCACGGCGCUGACCGAGCGCCAGAAGAUGGUUUCGUUGUUGGGAAUGGUUCCCGCGGAGUUGCAGUCACACCUGGAGCUCAACCUUCCACGGCUCAACUCGUACGACCUUCUACGGAGGGAAAUCGUGACUUUCGCCGAGAACCGCCGGGCAUUCACUGUGGAUGACUCCGGCGCAAUGCCUAUGGAUAUCGACUACGCCAAGGGGAAGGGAAAAGGAAAGGACAAGGAGACCCGUAAGUGCCACAAGUGUGGCAAAGAGGCAGAGGUAGUGCAGGGAAACCGCCGAAGGGUAAGGCUCAAGGUAGGGGCCGCGGCGGGGAAAGGCAAGGGCGGACACGCCCGCGAGCUAGACGGCGAAGAGGAGGAGCCAGACGGCGAGGAACCCGAGCAGGAGGAGGACUACGAAGCCGAGGUGGGCUUCAUAGGAAUGCUCGAAGGCGAAGGAGAGGACCCGGGAAGGGGAGACGAGACGCCAAAGAAGCCGGAAAGAAAGGAAAAGAAAGAAAAGAAGAAGGAAAAAGAGGAAAAGAAAAGGAAGAGCCCAGAGGGCGACGACGAAGACUGGGGAACCUGGCGUUCCGACCCCAGUGCUUCUGGCGCGGGAUCGUCUCGAGACCCGCCAGAAGGGGGCAAGGCACGAGCAAGUGCCAAAGCCAAGGCAGCUGGCGGCACUUCCUCCAUGACGGGGGUUGGGCUGCGGCUCCUCGAGGGCAACCUGGUGUCCGAGCUGCAGGCUCGCCAGGCCGAGCUCAACAGGGCCCUGGCUAGUGCCGAAGGUGACGAGGAAAGGGCCAACCUAGAAGCCCAGCUCGAGGAAGUCACCCGGCAGCUGAAGGAGCUUGUGGCUAAGAGGAGGGCUGCCAGGAAGGAGCUUAGCCGCCAGCGAGCGGCGAAGCACAGGCAAGCCUCCCGCGAAGGGAGGGCUCGCGAAAGGGUUGCGCUGGACGAAGAGUGGCAGAAGAGGUACAACAAGCCGCUUAAGAAAGACGACGGCAAGAAGGCAUCCUACCCGCUGAUGCCGGAGAACACCGAUCGAGAGGCAAGACCCUUGAGCAAGCGAGCUAGGGAAAACCUUCGCCAAGAAGGUGCUGGGGACGGCGCCCCGGAGGAGCACGUUAGGAGUUGGCGAGAAAAGCCCAAGACUCCUGGGGAACGUGCGGGCAAGCGCCGCAGGGAAGCGGCCAGGAAGAAAAGAAAGGAGGAAGCUGCGAGCGGCAGUGCGGGACCCGUUUCGGGAACCGCAAGGGCCAAGGCCGCAGCCAAGCCAGAGGCUAAGCCCAAGGCAAAGCCUGUGCCCAAGGAGCCGCUUGGGCCACCACCUGCAAAGGGCAAGAAGGAAGUGAAGGGCACCGACCGGCCUGCUGAGCCGGCUAUCCGGACGGCGCCGUGGCGUAACGACGGCAAGUUGCCCGGGGAGCAGGGGAAGAAAGGGUGGAAAAGAGAGCGGCAAGAAGGGCAGUGGUGGGACACCGUCUCGGGCCCGAUGGGCCGAAGCAAGCUUCUUGGGGCGGCGUUGGCUGGGGCGCUGCAAGCCAAGAGAAUGCCCAAGGAGAAGAUCAUCCGGAGGAGCCAGGUGAAUCGCCUGGUGGAAGCCCACAAGGGCACAGACCGCUUUGCGAAGCGGCAGGGGCUGAGGAGAGCCCUGGUGAAGAAGCUCCCGAAAGGGACGGUCGGCGUCGUUGCCGAGCGCAGGCUGCUGGACAGCGACUGCGAGAGUUGCACCUCUCGACGAGGAAAGGCCACGAAGGCCGCAGCAGCUGCCUACGCCAAGAGUCUUCUCCAGAAGAGGGAGAGGAUGAAGCAUCUGCCCCUCCUUUCGGAGGACGAAGGCGAAGAUGAAGAAGUGGAGGUCGAGGUGGAAGAGGAAGACCCCGACGCAGACCACGUGCCACUGGGGGGAAGAGGUCCAGAGGACCCACCCGACGGAGAAGGCGGCCUGGAGGGCCGGGUGAUCCUGGACAGCGGUGCAAGCCACAACGUGCUGCCAGACAAAGUGUACCAGAAGCUCUUCGAGGAAGGGAGGGCCACAGCCUUGAAGGAGGUGAGUUCGCCACUUAAGUUUUCCACGGCAAGCGGGGAGAGUCUGCCCAACCUGGGCACAACGGAGUUGCUUCUGAGUGGCCCGUCUUCGGAUGGGAGGGCCACCAGGUGCAGAUGCAUCUUCAACGUGGCAGCUGUGCAGCGCUGCCUCCUCUCCACUGGUCGUGCGAUGGACCGUGGCAACGCCUUGGUCUUUGCAGGUAAGGAGGCCACGCUGUACCUCCCGAAUGGGAGUUCUUUGGUCUUCCCGGUGCGCGGGAGCCCUCGCGCGUCGUUCCGUGUGCUUCCGGUGCACUCGCACCCUCCACGGCUGCUGCCUACGUACAGCGUAAGCCCGGCUACCAAAGGCUUCAAGCCAACAAAGAGCUUUUUAAGGGCCCUGGAAGGGCUAAGCAUCCCUGAGGGAUGCGCUUCGCUGCAAAACUUGUUGGGAAAGGACCUUGAAGGAAAGGAGAGGAAGGAAAAGAAGGAAGGAGGAGAAGAAAGAAGGGCGGCAGGCGCCGCAGCUGAGUACUACAACCUCUUUCCGGAGCCGGAGGUGUUCCCGAUCCACUCUGACGGUGAAGAAGACGAGGCCCGACCGUUUGGGGAUGGUGAGCCACGCCAGGCGGAGCCCGCUUCGGGAUCCGCCCAGCCAGGAGGCGACGAAGCACAGCGUGCGAAGCCACUUCGAGCACCGCCUGUGCCCACGCCUCAAAUGGUUGCUGAGCACGAGGUGACACAUAUCCCUUACCGAUCGUGGUGCCCAGCAUGUGUAGCUGGACGGGGGCGAGCCUACUCGCACCACCACGAGGGCCGAGACUCCACAGUGCCUGUGGUAUCAGCUGACUACCUGUACUUCUCCGAGAAGGGAGUACCGGGAAAGAGCCUGCCAACAGUUGUCUUGAGGGACCGUGCCUCAAAGGCCAUCUUCUCGCAUCUGCUGCCAACUAAAGGGACGGUUGGUUCGACCUAUCCUGAAAAGGCGGUGCUUCGAGAUUUGAACUGGCUGGGGUACAAGCGCUUGGUUCUGAAGACGGACCAAGAGAACGCGAUCAAGGCAUUGGGGGCAGCUGUGAAGGCUGGUUUUCCAGAGGACUGA